Molecule: messenger RNA, 6360 nt
Organism: Glossina fuscipes
Lineage: Eukaryota; Metazoa; Arthropoda; Insecta; Diptera; Glossinidae
Gene: kibra
Product: protein kibra
Exons: 9
Coding region: 878-5077 (1399 amino acids)
Biological process (GO): cell migration; negative regulation of organ growth; regulation of hippo signaling
Cellular component (GO): cytoplasm
Molecular function (GO): molecular adaptor activity; kinase binding
Source: RefSeq, a predicted model, not a curated record
AAUAUAAAAAAAAAAAAAAUAAAUAAAUUAUGAAAUAUUUUUUAAAAUACGUGAAACCCCACGAAUAAUCGUUCAUACAUAUUAUAUAUAAAUGUAUAGAAAUUUAAGAAAUAAGCAAACGAUUUUAAGAACGGGAAAGAACGCGUUUGAACGCGUUCUAAAUUAAAGACGAAAACCAAAAAUAAAAAAUUUUUUUUUGCAAACAAGUCAGCAGUAAUCUAUUCAAAUCAAAUCUUUCGAAAUGCUUGAAUAAUCCAUUCGUUCUUACUGAAAGCGCUUACCAUAAAAUACGAAAGUAUUGUAAAGAAAAAAUUCUCCAAAUUCAUUAGCGCGCAACGUCAAUAAAGCAACAACGUAAACGAGCUUUUAUCUAAAAUGAGGAAAAAAGCAACAAACAAUUGAAAAUUUAGUAAAAAAAAAAAGAAACAAAAAGAAAAAAAACGAAACAACAUGUUGUUGCGACAGCGAUUUGUUGUUAUUGUUACUCUUUGACAAUUUUGCGUUCGAAACGCGCUUGGUUAAGUUAUUUAUUUACUUUUUUUUUUUUUUUGUUUUUUUUGUUUUGGCUUAACGAUGUUGUCCGGUUGUUGUUUAACAUACCAAAACUCCAAACACGUUUAAUCGUCAUCCUCAGAAACUAACAAAUGAGUAAAAGAAACCGAACACCAACAACUCUAUAAUAGUAAUAGUAGUAAUAAUAAUCGACAUUAACUACGAGCCAAAAAGCAUAUAUGUAUGUAAUGCGAAUAAGAUUGUCGAACAUAUUGCGAAAAAAAGGAAUACAAACAAAUAGCAAGGAAAAAGCAAAAAAAUAAAAACAAAAAAAAAAUAAAUAAAUAAAAAAUAAUAGAAAAAUAAAAAUAAAGAAAAGGCGUUUAUGAUUUUUGGCGUGUUCGCAUUUUUCAUCAUAGCUAUAGUUUCAGUUGUUGUUGUCGUUGGUGUUGUGUUGGCCGUUAAUCUACACAAUAAAGCAACAACCGAGAGCUGUAGUGCAAACGUAAAAGCCGUUAUUAAAAAUUCGCUUGUUGACGUCGUGCAGGAAUUUCAAUUUGAAAUUAUGCCAAAACUACAACAAACCCCCCACCAGCAGCAGCAGCAAAAGCAACAACAUCCAGCCACAACCACAACGACACCGUCAACAUCGGCCGCUACACAUAUAUCUCCCCAUCAAUAUCAACAACCACCGCAACAUCAUCAUCACCAUCAUCAUCAUCAACAUCAACAUCAGCAGCAACAACAGCAUCAACAACAACAGCAGCAGCAGCAGCAGCAGCAGCAGCAUCAGCAUCAACAGCCACAACAUGGGGAAUUUCCUCUGCCAGAUGGUUGGGAUAUUGCUAAAGAUUUCGAUGGCAAAAUCUAUUACAUCGAUCAUAAUACAAAAAAGACAACUUGGUUGGAUCCCAGAGAUCGUUACACAAAACCGCAAUCUUUUGAGGAUUGUGUAGGUGAUGAAUUGCCGGUAGGUUGGGAGGAAGCCUAUGAUCCUAACAUAGGUCGUUAUUAUAUUAAUCAUAUUGCUCAGACAACGCAAUUAGAAGAUCCCCGCCAGGAAUGGAAAAGUGUACAGGAGCAAAUGUUGCGUGAUUAUUUGUCCGCUGCCCAAGAUCAAUUGGAAAAUAAACGUGAAAUGUACGAUGUUAAACAACAAAGGCUGUUAAUAGCCCAAGAAGAAUACAAUCAUCUUAAUAAAUUAGCAGCAAGUCGUAGUAGCUUAUGCUCUUCUUCGUCGUCGUUGAGUCGCCAUGAUCCUGAACUGCUUAGGGCUGAUCUAAUGUUGGCCAAGGAACGCGUACGCCAAUUGAAACAAGAAUUGAAUCAUAUAACCAAUGAUAUUUCUUAUACUGAACGUGGCAUGAAUACUUUAUACUCAGUAGGUGAGAAGAUUAACGCUCGUCAAAACGGUUGUUAUGAUAUUACCGAAGUGCAAGCUAUACGAGAGGAAAUGCUUAAAGUUCACAAAUCCCUAGUGUCGGGAGAAAAAGUCCGUGAAGAGUUGAUGCGUAGCCUAGUGCAAAUUAAAAAUGAACUUAGUCGUCAACAGAUAAAUGAAGAAAAUGCCGAUCUAAUGAAUGCAUCGUCGCCAUUUGAUCGUGUCUGUGUGGCUUCGCAAACAGAUCUUUGCGGCCCCGGUGAUAAUUUAAACAGCGGUGCUCGCUUUGCCGAAAUGGCAAAAACAAAACUCCAAUACGCUGAAUGGCGCAAACAUAUAAAACGUCUGCAACAACAAUUAGCUGAUCAUGUCGAUCGCAUAGAACCCGGUCAAUUGGAAUCAGAUAAGGAUCGCAUUCUUUUAAUUCAAGAGAAGGAAAAACUUUUAAAUGAAUUAAAUAGCAUUUCGCUUAAGUCUCGCACUUCCGAAGAAAUUCAAGUCAUUCAAGAGACGCGAAGAAAAUUGGAGGAAGAUUUGAACGAGGCGUAUGAAGCCACUAAUCAACAAAUUAACAAUCGCUUGCGUUUCCAUGAGGAGAAACAAUUGCUUUUGGGUAAAUUGCAAGAGGCUCUUAAGUCAACUAAAAUGUUGGAAGAAAGAUUGAAAUCAUUUUCUUCGGAAAGCACUUUCUCGAUUAGUAGUGGCUCUAGCAUGGGCUCUCUUUCUACGGCGAGCAGCAAAAGUGCCCUGAGUUUUACAGAUAUUUAUAUAGAUCCCUUCGCAAUAGAUCCGCAAAUCGAUGUCAUUGAUUUGCACCGUCGAUCGCAACGUCUAUUCCAACCGCACCAAGCUCAACCGUUGGCCCAGCAAACUUCCUCUGAUCAAGUAAUGAGUCAUCCGCAACUUCAGCAACAACAAUCCUCGGAAAUUUCACUGUCACCGCGCAGUAGUCUUUCUAUGGAAACUCCACCCGCCUCGCCAAUGAAAUACAAUCCGGUCACCGAGCAAACACAGCUUAAUGUGUCCCAGCAGCAAUUGUUAAAAGAAGAGCCCACGUACGCUAAUGCUGGCGCUGUACUACAGUCCUUCUAUCAGUCUGCUCACUUAACGUCUGCGAAUAGAACACAUCCCUACGAUUUAGAUUCUACGGUUUUGGACUGCAUGAUGCUAGAAGCUAAACUGCAAAAACUUAAUAUGUCAUCGCCUCGUAACAUAGGUCCAUUAUCGCCGAUAUCGGAGAAGCCAUCACUGCUGGAUUUACCGCAGGAGAUAUUAAGUCGUUCAUCAUCCACAUCAAAUACGCGUUCAGUAUCGGCAGCCGUAAGUAAUGAGUCGGUGGCUGGUGACUCGGGGGUCUUUGAAGCUUCACGGGCACAUUUACCUCGCAAAGAAUUGGCGCAAGUGCAAAUUGGUUUAAAAUAUUUAAAAAAGGAAGGUGUCUUAGUAGUAUCACUAGAACGAGCGAACAAUCUCCUAGCGCUUUUAUCUUCAUCAGUGGAAAAUUCACAAGUAUACCUACGAGCUGCCUUGUUACCGAAUUCGUUAACGUCCAUACGCACAAAAGCCAUGCCCGAUUUUCAGAAACCAGUAUUUAACGAUACAUUUGCUGUCCCCAUAACUUUGAGUAAAUUGUUAACGAAAAGUUUGCAUGUAACAGUUAUUAGCAUGACCGGUCAGAAGGAGGAAAUUAUAGGCACUGUACAAAUAAGUAUGGCGGAAUUCAAUCCGGAUGAUUCUACCUUAAAAUGGUAUAAUGUAUUGAGCUCCAAAUUUAUGCCGACGUUCGAACCAUUAGAUAUGCCUUCGACCAGCGCAACAACUGUAGCGACGGGAUCGGUGCCAGCAGUUCACUGUACUUCGACAGUUAAUACGGUAGCUCCUUCCCCAGCUCAUCAUCCUCCCGUGAAUGCGAACAGUAAAGAAGAAUCGUCCGAUGAAUCUACGAUAACAUCAUCGCAAACUUCCACGUUGACCCGCAACCAAGCGCCACCUUUUGAAAUGCAAGCUCAGAUUGCUGAAGAUGUGCGUGAAAAUUUGGAAAUUAAUGAUGACGAAGAAGAAGAAGAAGGCGAUGGCGAAGAAGAAGACGACGAUGAAGAAGAAGAGGACGACGAGGAACUGGAAGGAGCUGUGGGAAUAUCAAAUGAUUACACCAAAAAAAUUUUAGAUGCCUACAUGUACGUAGACAAGGAAACAAAUACAGAAUGUGCAUUUCCACCUGAAAAAUCAAGAUCCCAACAGGGACAGCAAGUCAAUGAUGAUCGACCGGUAAAAAGAUCCCAAACAUUUACACCGUCAGCAGCGGUGGGUAAAAGUCGCUACAUUUGCCGUCUAAAUCGCAGCGAUUCCGAUUCGGCUAUGCAUUUCGGUGUUACACCUCAUCCCUUUCAUCGCGGUGCUGCCGAAAGGCGAUCUUUACGUUUCCACACCAAAGCACCAAAGCCUACUACAAAACUUCAUCAUACUCAUAUACCACGCACUAGUUUAGAUUUAGAGCUGGAUUUGCAAGCUCAGCAUAGCAAAUUGGAUUUCCUCAAUGAUCAAAUAGCUAAACUACAAAAUCUAAAGACAGCAUUGGAAAAGGCCCGAGAUAAUAGAGAUCCUUUGAUUGCUGCUUGGGCUAUUGAAAAUGAAGAAUUCCAGCGCUUAGUUGAGCGUGCUGAUCCUGCAAAAUGUCCCGAAGAGAAACAAUUGCAAAAAUUGCUAAUGAAAACUGCUAAAGAAAUUUACAAAUUACGCAAAACUAAAGUACCUAAAGGGUGCCCGGACUUGGUGUCGUUCAAAGAGAAAAUUUCCUUUUUUACACGUAAAGGAUUAUCGGUACCGGAAUUGCCAAAUGAUUUUACGCUUCCUGAAGCUCAUUCAAUUGAAGAAGAGGAAGAAGAAGAAGUAGAAGAAGAGGAAGAAGAAGAAGAUGAUGAUGAUGAAGAUAACGCUGCCGAAACAGCAAUUGCAAUUAAUACGGCAUUGGUAGCCAGUAGUUUAAGGAACAAGAAUCUCAGUGAAAACCAUAGCGGAGUAACGGGUCGUAGAGCAAUGAACAUUGCUGCUAUCAACUCAAAAGCAAUAAAUACAAAACAAGAAGAAAUUGAAGAGAAAAAUUCUGCAGAAAGCACCAAAGAUCAACAGGCUAAGCAAACGCAGCAAGAAGAACAGCAACGUUUUGAAUAUGUUGUCGAUCGUGAUUACGGUGUUGAGGUGUAAGCUGAAUGAAUCUAACUGUAGAUAUAUAUAUAUAUAUAUAUAUAUAUAUAUAGAUAGAUAUAUACAUAUACCUACAAAAGGACCGACGGAGAGAGAGAUUAAAGAGAUCGAUAGAUAAUUAAUGUAUAAAGCCAGAGAUUAUUAAAAAUUUUUAACUUAAAGCUAAAUUUAAAUUUAUAUAUAAAAUUAAUUUAUUAAUAACGACUACAGUUUUUCAUAGGAUCAUUAUAUAAGCGCGCUUCAUUUUCGAUAGCUUCUUUUGAGUUCAUAUCGCGACAUUUUUCCAAGUCACCUUUGACUUAGCAAACGCUAUCAGUGUUAAUUAUGAAAUAAUAAACUUUUGGGGAAGUUUGAAGACCGUUUGACUACCGCCCUAAUUGUUCAUAGAGACAUUACUAGCUAAGACAUCAUCAGCAGCAACACAAUCAAACGAAAGAAAUGUAUAGAUCUAUACUUGACUCUAGAAAUGAAAGUUACACAAUACAGUUCUAAACUACGUUACGGUCAGCUGCGACGCAAAACUUUGUCGCAUAAUCAUUCCGACAAACACGUUCAGUCCAAUUCCCCUCUCAACAAUUUUAAUUGUUGUGAAUUAAUCCAGCAUUUAAUCAAAAGUUUGCUUGAAGUUUGCAAAAAUACCCACAAAUAUGUGAGGUUUUGUUACGGGAUAACAUGCUGGUGAAAUUAUUGAGCGAGACUUUCUGCAAAGCUCAAUAGGACUCGACAACGUAUCGUAUACGUUAGUUGGUUUCGAUACGGAGGCAUUAAAUGUCACGUAACGGACAAAGAUGUUAGUAGAAAGGAAGAUGUUAGGUGAAGGAACGCUGCUAAAUCAAUGAGACACCCUACAUUCGCGUGGAGUACAUAAAUGUUUAUUAGGAACUAAAGAAAGAGGAAAUACAGAGAGAAACGACAGAUAAAUUGUGCCUUAUAUUAAAACUUACAUUUCUUUUAAUGAAAUUGUAGCAUAAUUUUUUUUUUUAUAAAUAUUUUUACGAAAUACCAUUAAAGUGUCAAAAGAAAAGUUAGUUCUUCCAUAAUGCUAAACACGUUUAAGCAAAAAUUUUACAAAUCGUGAAGAAUGAAAGGGAAGAAUAUUGAGAAAGAUAUUAGUUAGUGUUGAUUAUAUAUGUAAAAUUUUAUAAAAAAAAAAAACAAAAAAAAAGAGAGAAAACAUUUUAGUGUAAUUUAUAAUUAAUUACGUAAGGAAUGUGUAAAGCGCUCACGUUUUUGUUGAGUUUUCAUUUAAGCUAAAAAGAAAAAAAAACAAAAAAAAAAAACAA